UUUGAGGGAACGGACAUUGAAUAUACUAGCGAAUGUUUGCUCCUCUCUGGCUCUACAACUUGUCUUUUCCAACUGCUUCCUGCAUUCCGAGUAUGAAAACAUGGCGGUAAAAAACAGAAAACAAGGCGUCCGAGAUCAGCCACAGCAGAGAACUGACCGAGAGAAAAGUCCGUUUGUGCCUGCUCAGAACACCGGCAAAGCCAGGCGACUGGGAAAAGAAGGGAAAGCUGUCCCUUUCAACAGCUUGCUUCAAAAUAAAAACGGACUCUUUCCUGCAACUGUAUUCAUCAGAAACAAACUGGGCCUUAGCCAGACAGUUUUUAUUAAGAUCGGAAUCAGUGUUAUUUUGGCUGCUGUGGCCGGUAUUAUACAUUGGUAUCAUCUUUAUCACCUUUUUGAGAAUGAUAGACAUUUUUCACACUUGUCAACACUGGAAAAGGAGAUGGCAUUUCGAACAGAAAUGGGUCUUUAUUACUCCUAUUUUAAGACCAUUAUUGAAGCUCCAUCUUUCCUGAAUGGACUGUUUUUGAUCAUGAACGAUCGCCUAACAGAGUACCCCCUGGUUAUCAACACCCUGAAGAGGUUCAAUCUGUACCCGGAGGUGGUACUGGCCAGCUGGUACAGAAUCUACACAGGUAUAAUGGACUUCUUCGGGGUGACCACAAAGAUGUGCUGGUCUGUCAACAGGGGGGAGGGCCUGACUCCGGUCGACAGCUGUGAAGGUAUGGGAGAUGCAGCCUACUUUUACGUGACUUUCGUGUUCCUCCUGAACGGGCUCAUGAUGAGUCUGUUUUUCAUGUAUGGGACAUAUUUAAGUGGCAGUCGGCUCGGGGGCGUGGUCACAGUCGUCUGCUUCUUCUUCAACCACGGCGAGAGCACUCGGGUCAUGUGGACACCUCCAUUACGUGAGAGCUUCUCCUACCCCUUCCUGGUGCUGCAGAUGCUGCUGGUGACCUACAUCCUCCGGAGCAGGAGUCCGGGGCGAAAGGCAUUCUUUGCACUUGGCAUUUCCAAUGUGUUCUUUAUGCUGCCGUGGCAAUUUGCCCAGUUUGUUUUACUCACACAGAUUGCUUCCUUGUUUGCUUCUUACAUUUUGGGGUACCUUACCCCAGCCAGGAUGCAGUCCCUCUUGGUCACACACAUGGCCUCGUUGGGGGUUUGCUUUGUGCUCAUGUUUGGAAAUUCAAUGCUUUUGACAUCAUUCUACGCCUCCUCGUUGCUCUCCAUUUGGGGGAUAAUCGCUUUCAGGGACAUAAUUGGCAGGUUCUGCAAACCAGGAGUCAUUACAUGGGUCAUGCAGAGUCUUGCAUGGAUUGGCUCCACGGUGGCCCUAAAAUUCCUGAUGUCUGCCAUCUUUGGAGCCUCAGACGACGCCCACAUAAGCAGCCUGAUCAAGUCCAAGUUCUCCAGCUACAAAGACUUCGACACCAUGAUGUACACGUGCGCCGCCGAGUUCGACUUCAUGGAGCUGGAGACUCCCCUGAGGUACAUAAAGACCUUGCUGCUACCUGUGAACCUGCUUGUCCUCGCAGUCAUUGCUGUAAAGAUAAUACAGGACAUUUGGAGGUUUUUAAGACAUGCCGAAAUGAGCCCCCUCAAGCCCGACCAAGACGCUUCUGAACAGACUGCACUGUUCGCAAAUGGAGAGUUGGUCUAUCAUUCUCUGCAGCUGGUGGCAUUUGCCGGGCUGGCUGUCCUCAUCAUGAGAUUGAAGCUGUUCCUCACUCCUCAGAUGUGUGUAAUGGCCUCGUUAGUCUGCUCCCGUCAGCUCUUCAGCUGGGUCGGGGAGAAGUACAGGCAGCAGCUGCUGGUGUUCGGUCUGCUGUCUCUCAUGGCCGUACAGGGAGCGGCCAACCUGCAGAACCAGUGGGGCAUCAUGGGAGAAUUCAGCAACCUGCCGCAGGAGGAGCUGCUGGAGUGGAUCAAGGACAACACCCGGCCGAAUGCCGUGUUUGCAGGCGCCAUGCCCACCAUGGCCAGUGUGAAGCUGUCAGCCGUCAGGCCCAUAGUGAACCACCCGCACUACGAGGACGCAGGACUGAGGCAAAGGACCAAGCUGGUGUACGCCAUGUACAGCCGCAAGCCAGCCGAGACUGUGAAGAGGAACCUGAUGAGCCUGGGGGUGGACUACUUCAUUCUGGAGGACUCGUGGUGCACCAGGCGCUCCAGGCCUGGCUGCAGCAUGCCUGAGAUUUGGGACGUGGAGGACCCUGAAAACGUUGGUAAGGUCCCCCUGUGCACCAUGAUGUCCCAGGACCCCCGGCCCCAUUUCAGAACUGUUUUCCACAACAGCGUUUACAAAGUGCUCCGAGUCCCCAAGGCUGCCAGUGACCACAGAUAACGACAGGGUCCUCCAAGGGUUUAACAUCUUGGAUUGGCCUCACAUGCAAGGUAGCCACGGAAGAGACUGACACCUUCUACACUUUUCAAUUUGCUAAACUGAGCUGUUGCGUCCCGUUUUAGGUGACCUUGCUGUACGUGCAAUUUUGCCACUUUGGUCGCUGCUGUUCUCCUAGCACACUGGGCACCAGUUUCAACAUUUUGCCAUUUGAGUGAAAGACUUUAUCUGAGCAUAUCCUCUCCUGGGUUUGGUCACGUUUCAAGAGCCAGAGGUGAAGGGAAGGUCAAAGAUAACCUUAGGUCCAAAAACAUUUGUAUUAAUAUAUUUGACUGUGUAUGGCAGAGUGUACCCUUAUUGUGCUUGUUCAUUUCAUUUUUCCUCAAUCAGUACAUUCCAGUCAGCUGAUGUUAUUUUUGACUUAAAAGCAUAGGAAUUGCCAAGACAGGAAAUACAGGUUUGGAAAAGAUCUCUUAGGUCCCUUAAAUGACCUCGUUGGCAGUUAAACUCUUGCCACUGUUUCAAGAUGAAAUGGUUUUUCCUUUUCAGAUUCCCGAGUGGGAAUCUUUCAGUGUAGUUUGGCAGAAGUUUGUAUUGUGUGGGUUAGUGCAUCUAAGAGGGCUCAGAAAACUUUAAGGAUUUUUUUUUUUUAAUUGUUAAAACUUAAGACCUGAAGAAAGUUGCACGAUGGUCAUUCAUCAUGUAAACAUAUAAACUAAAAUGGAACUCAAAUGAAACCUAUAAACUCAAACUCAACGCAAAUGAACGUGGAAGGUGAACAUGAAAAAUAAAGAUGACUAGAUUUCAAGUUUAGGAAACAAAAUGUUUCCAUGUUGUCAAGUGUAACCACUGUCUAAUAUGGAGUCUGAAUAGGAGUCUUUUACUUGACUGUCAAAAGCGGUGAGCAUUAGCUAUUAAAUUGGCUAUUACUCACAGGCAAGUUGUUUUUAGAUUUAAAAAAUAUUUAACAGUGUUCAGUAUGCACAAGCUCUAAAGUAGUAUUCACAAAUGUUUUACACCAUUUUCUUUGAAUAAUAGGAUAAUUGUUUUGGUUUUGUUACUUUUGAACAGCCAGUAGACCAUUUCAUUAUUUGUGUAAUGAGUAGGUGGAGGCAUAUUGCCAUUUUUUUAACCAAUUCAUUUAUUUUAAGUCCUUUUUCCUGUAAAUCCUUCCUUUUCUUUUCAUUGUUACCAUUUCCUUUUGCUGUGUUUGUGUUUUUGGUUUGUUCUUGUCCACAGGAAGGUGCUUUUAGUUCAUUUUGCCAAAGCCAGGGGUUUUGCCUUAUUGCCACAUCUAUCAGGGAACUGUAGCUCAUCUGAAAUGAUACUUUUGCCCAUAAAUUGGAGACUAAUCUGUGACUCACUGCCCUGUUAUCAGAUACCUCAACCUCCAUUAGACUCCUGGGAGGAGCUGCUAUUGGCAGAAAGGUCAGACAAUUGCCAAAGUUUACCACCGUAUAGUUGGUGAAAUACUCAGUACCAUUUGUAAAUGCAAACUUUUUAAUUUUGAGUGGAGCCCAGGAGUACAAUUACAUUUUCAACCACAGGCAGCCAAUGCUAAACUUCUGAAAGUCCUCUGAAACUGUCAGUAUGGGUUUGACAGAUGUAGCUGUUUCUCAGAAAGGUUGAUCAGAAUGAACAGGCACCCCCUAUUGCGUUGAACACAGCUGAACUCUUUGAACGAGAGGAGUGUUAUUUUGUGGCGUUUCUCUGGGUUUCAUGUUACGGUUAGACGGAUAUUCUAGCUCAACAGUUUAUGUAGUGUUAUUCCACCAGCUAGUUUGUUUGUCGAGUGUAUGUAUGUGUCACUAUUUGUAUAUCGGUACUAUGUAUGUCAGACCUGAACUUCCCUUUUAAGAAGUGUUGAACUUCCUGUUCAGUAGAUUGCUGCUGAAUUACACAAAAAAGAAAAUGUGAAAGAACAUGGUGGGGAAGUAAAGGGGGGGGG
Molecule: messenger RNA, 4286 nt
Organism: Conger conger (European conger)
Lineage: Eukaryota; Metazoa; Chordata; Actinopteri; Anguilliformes; Congridae
Gene: dpy19l1l
Product: dpy-19-like 1, like (H. sapiens)
Exons: 22
Coding region: 101-2341 (746 amino acids)
Cellular component (GO): nuclear inner membrane
Molecular function (GO): mannosyltransferase activity
Source: RefSeq, a predicted model, not a curated record